Molecule: messenger RNA, 1190 nt
Organism: Grammomys surdaster
Lineage: Eukaryota; Metazoa; Chordata; Mammalia; Rodentia; Muridae
Gene: Hapstr2
Product: UPF0472 protein C16orf72
Exons: 1
Coding region: 6-827 (273 amino acids)
Source: RefSeq, a predicted model, not a curated record
GAGGGAUGGAGGACCAGCCGAAGGACCGUGAGGCCGAGGUCGCCGGGCCCUGGUUUUCUAAGUGGGAGCGCCAGUGCCUCGCUGAGGCGGAGCAGCUGUCCCCGGAGCUGCAGGAGGAGGCGGCUGCCGAUGCGGCGGGGCUCAAGCUCGAGCGCCAGAGGCUCUGGCACCUCUUCCAGAUCUCAGCCACGGCCGUGGCCCAGCUCUAUAAAGAUUCCGGGUGCCAGCAGCCAGGACUUUCUAUGUGGGACCCCUUCCAGAACGCGGCCAUGGCCGUGACCAGCCUCUACAAAGAGAGCGGGGAUGCCUACCAGAGAAGUUUUGAACUGGGCGUCCAGGUUGGCUACCAGCGUCGUGUGAGAGACGUGCUGGAGUGGGUGAAGAAGGGUAGGAGCAUCAUUCGCCGGGAAGACCUCAUAAGCUUCCUCUGUGGCAAAGUUCCCCCCACGCCCCCGCAGCCACGCACCUCCUGGACGUCCCCCAGGCCACCCGCAGCUGCCUCCACUCAAGCUGCUGCCACUGAGUCUGGCGCACCUGUGGACGUCGACCUGCAGCCCUUCCACGAGGCCAUUGCUCUCCAUGGCCUCAGUGGCGCCAUGGCAAGCAUCAGCAUGCGAUCAGGCGCUCCGGGUUCCUCAGCUCAAGAUGGAGGUGUUGCCAGCAGUGGGCGUUGGAAAAGUAGCUUCCUCGAAGAUGAUCCGAACCCCUUGAGCUCAGAAGAACUGGCUCUCCGCCUAGACAGUGGGGGAGUCCGCAAGCGCACCUCGGCCCAGUUUGGUGAUGGCGCCACAGACUCUCCAUUGCUCAAGCGCAACCGAAUGGUCUAAACUGCCUUCUUGGUUGCCCACUAGCCACCAACUUACUGCUUGACAGUCAACUUGAACAUCAACUUGCUUGUUGAAACCAUACCAGAGAUUGCUGAUCUUCCUUCUCUAAGUUAAAGAUUUCUAUCAAAUUUACCUUAAAGAAAAUUUCAAACUAUUCCAGAAGAGGCUUCCUAUGACUCUGACUUUCCAAAAAUAUAACUCUAUUACAGAACAUGAAAUAUCACAUAGUUAGCAAGAUCAUUUAAACUUGAAAGCAAAACAUAUCCAGUGAGGGUGGGAGCCUGGUUUAUCUUGUUCAAGUUGUUAUUUCUUAGCACCUAUUACAGUUGUUGGUGCUCAAUAAAUGUUUGUUGAAUGAAUAAA